GCUGGAGAACCCUCGUCUCUUCCCUUGCACCAACAGAUUCCAUGUAUAAAUUGCCAUACAUCGAUCUUUCUCAUCGUCGCUCUAAUAUUUUAGAAACAGAACGUGUACUAUUUCCAGAGACCUCUCUCAAAGCGCCCGUACUUCUGCUUCUUCCACUACAAUCACCAGAUCUGCUGAUGGUGAAAAUUGUCGGGAAUCUAGAGUUGUGAGAAGAUAUGGAUCCCCUAUUGAGCACUGUUCACCAGCUUCUGAGCGUCCCCGACGAAAUGGACAAGCUCCUUAAUAACCCUACGCGCACGUAUAUUCUGGACAGCAAUGCCAUGGCCUCCACUCCUAUUGAUGUCAAAGAGUUCCCUAAGUCAUAUGUCUUUAUAAUCGACAUGCCAGGCCUUAAAAACAACGACAUCAAGGUUCAAGUAGAGGAUGAAAAUGUGCUGACAAUCAGUGGAGAGCGAAAGAGGGAAGAGGAAGAGGAUGUCAAAUACAUCCGGAUGGAGCGCAGGGUCGGCAAAUUUAUGCAUAAAUUUACCCUGCCUGAUGACUGCAAUAUGGAGGCCAUUUCUGCCAGCUGUCAUGAUGGAGUGUUGAGUGUGAUCGUUCCCAAGCUUACUCCUCCAGAGCCCAAGAAACCUAAGACAAUUGAAGUUAAAGUUGCCUAGCCGCUCGUCUUUGUGGACUGUGUUUUUUUAUUUCUAAUCUGUAGAGGAGUCAUAAAUGUGAUAUUGUAAUUACUGCGGGUCUGUUUAAUGCGGAACUUAGUGUUUUGGGAUUCGGGGUUCUAUAUUUUCGCAACCUGAAUUCCUCCAUGGGUACAGAGAUAUGUAAAAGUUUAAGUUACAUAAUAAUGAAAAUGCGGUUUGCGGGAAUUUUGAACCUA
Messenger RNA from Cryptomeria japonica (Japanese cedar), 877 nucleotides. RefSeq names its product 17.1 kDa class II heat shock protein-like. The transcript has 3 exons. Gene Ontology annotation, biological process: response to hydrogen peroxide; response to salt stress; protein complex oligomerization. NCBI's taxonomy places the organism in Eukaryota, Viridiplantae, Streptophyta, Pinopsida, Cupressales, Cupressaceae. Bases 216 to 659 code for a protein of 147 amino acids. The record is from RefSeq and is a predicted model, not a curated record.